UCAAAACAAAGCCUGGCUGCUCGUACGGAAGUGAUUCUGUUUCGGUGGAUCCCCACAAUAGUAUCUGAGAAAUGAGGGCUGUUACAUAUUUAAAAUGUAGUUAGCUCUCUUAGAAGCGUUCUUCAUUUAAUUAAUAAUAUUUAAUGUUUUAUUAUUUUGGUUUUGAUAUUGCCUGAAGUAAAGGAAGGAUACCUAGCUAGCUUGCUAGUCAUUUUAGCUGCAGCCAUGCCGUCCUACUCAGAUCUGAAGAAAACCAACCACUUCUACUACUUCAUCAAAUUCACCUUAAAUAUCUAUUCAAUGCUCUUCUCGCUGAUGGGUCUUUGUGUGCUGUGUGUGGGGGUGUAUGCCGAAGUAGAAAGGCAGAAGAAUCGAACCCUGGAGGGCCUUUUCCUGGCCCCUGCCGUGGUGCUCAUCCUGCUGGGCCUGGUGAUGUUUACAGUGUCGGUGGUGGGCAUGGUGGGAUCCCUCAGGGACAACAAGACCCUGCUGCACAUGUUCCUCUGUGUGCUCUGUGUGUUGCUGCUUCUCCAGGCCAUCGGCCUCACCAUGGCUCUCAUCUUUGAAAAGAAGACAUCUGCCCUGUUCCAGAGCAGCGUACGGGAAGGAAUUAAACACUACUACGAUGAUCUGGACUUCAAAAACAUCCUGGACUAUAUGCAACAAAAGUUUUCCUGUUGUGGAGGGGAUGAGUAUAAGGACUGGGGAGUCAACCAGUACCAUUUCUGCAAUGGUACUGGUCCACUAGCCUGUGGGGUUCCAUACACCUGUUGUGUACGCCACAAGGUUGGAGAGGUCAUCAACACUCUCUGUGGUUACAGGACUCUGGACCUGAAUGAACAGCGUGAAACCCUGCAUGAGAAGAUCCAUGUGCGAGGCUGCAUCCAUGCAGUCAACCUGUGGAUGAGUGACAACAUUGGAAUAACCAUUGCACUCUGCUGCGCCAUCGGGCUGCCCCAGUUGCUGGGCAUCCUCCUGAGCUGCGUCUUCUGGAACCUGCUGGUGGACAUGAGCGAGUCGUCCGACAUGGUGGACUUUAAGCUGAAGAAGGCGGAGCUUAACUACAGCGAGCUGGACCUGGCCGGCGCCGGUUGGUGCAUGUGUCUGCCCAGAGACGGCGGCUACCUGCCGGUCCCCGCGGCGGAGCCCGACCUCGACCCCAUCGACGUUCACCUGCAGAAGCUCAAGAAGCAGGCGCCGCGCACACACUCUCAGCUCCGGGAAAUGCAGCAGUCCAGAUCGGCCAGCGGGCUGGACGAGGUCGACGUUGGCCGCAAGCAGAAAAGGGAACACUGAGCGGUCUUUUUGCCCUUUCUUGCCUUUUUUUUUUAUUUUUGCCUUUUUUUUCCGUCAUUGUAACCAUUACAUUUGUUGAAGUUGUGUUGCACUACUUAAUGGUUGAACGUGUCAGUAAUUGGAUCGAGAGUAAUUUGAUUAGCUGAAGGGAUCAGACGUACUUUGGCACUUUGUUGAUUAAUUUGUUUACAGCGAGGACAGAACAACAUGCAACACUGACUCUUUAAAAAUCCACAC
Messenger RNA from Centropristis striata (black sea bass), 1533 nucleotides. RefSeq lists its product as uncharacterized. Gene Ontology annotation, cellular component: membrane. The record is from RefSeq and is a predicted model, not a curated record. The transcript is spliced from 8 exons. Lineage: Eukaryota; Metazoa; Chordata; Actinopteri; Perciformes; Serranidae. The coding region runs from base 226 to 1296 and encodes 356 amino acids.